AUGAAAGCUAUUAUAGCAUUCAGUAUCGUUGCUAUUAGUUUAAAGCUUGCAAGAACUCAAAGCCGCCAACCCCAAAACUUUUUGAUGAAUCGAAUACCGGAGACAAUUAUAGAGGUACCCCGCAACUUCAUAUCUCCCCCAAUGAAAAUGCCAUACUCAGCCAUAGACUAUAAACAAUUGACACCGUUGCCGCCAAAAAUAUUAUCUGCGCCGUCUACUACUAUUGUGACUGACUGUUCACCAACAGUUUGCAAAAACCUAGCAAAUGCUUUACAGCUGAUGAUCGUCUGUAAUUUAUUACAACGUCAUAAGGGUGGUUCUGAUUUAGCAUUACAAUUAGCAUCCCCGCUCAUAAAUGACGUCAUAUCAUCACCAUCAUUUUCUUGUGGUUGCCAAAACCCUCUUUUUCAGAAUCAGGUUCCCAAUAUAGGAACUAAUAUUGCUAGAGCUCCAACAUUUAACUCAGCCCCAGUCAACACAUGCCCGAAACACAGUUUAUUUAAUAUGCUGGGUAUGUUUAGUAAUUAA
Messenger RNA from Pieris macdunnoughi, 528 nucleotides. NCBI's taxonomy places the organism in Eukaryota, Metazoa, Arthropoda, Insecta, Lepidoptera, Pieridae. The record is from the annotation of a GenBank genome assembly.